Messenger RNA from Cucurbitaria berberidis CBS 394.84, 1256 nucleotides. RefSeq names its product eukaryotic translation initiation factor-like protein 3 subunit. Gene Ontology annotation, molecular function: translation initiation factor activity; RNA binding; protein binding. The transcript has 4 exons. Bases 72 to 1088 code for a protein of 338 amino acids. NCBI's taxonomy places the organism in Eukaryota, Fungi, Ascomycota, Dothideomycetes, Pleosporales, Cucurbitariaceae. Gene Ontology annotation, biological process: cytoplasmic translational initiation. Gene Ontology annotation, cellular component: eukaryotic translation initiation factor 3 complex, eIF3m; cytoplasm. The record is from RefSeq and is a predicted model, not a curated record.
CGAAAUUUAAGAGCGCCGCCUGCCCCGCCACAUAUACCCCGACCACCUUCACCUCCACAUACAUCGUCAACAUGAGGCCGAUUUUACUCUCGGGACACGAGCGUGCGCUCACGCAGGUCAAAUACAACGCCGACGGCGACAUCAUCUUUUCGGUGUCCAAGGAUCAUGUUGUGUGCGCGUGGUACUCACACAAUGGCGAGCGAUUAGGAACCUACCAUGGCCACCAGGGCGCUCUCUGGACCGUUGACGUCAACCCCUCAUCCGAACUUCUCGCAACCGGUGGCGCAGACAACACAAUGCGCUUAUGGGAGGUCAAGACCGGCAAGCUUCUGCACACAUGGGAGUUCGCCACAUCUAUCAAGCGCGUCGAGUUCUCCCCAGACGGUAGGCAACUACUUGGUGUGACGGAGAAGCGAUCCGGCCAGCUCUCGACCAUCUGCGUCUACGAGAUCAACCCGGACCCAGAGGCACAGCAGUCUGACGAGCAGCUGUUGAGGAUAGUGUGCGACGAGAGCAAGGCAACCGUUGCAGGCUUCAGCUACCUGGCCAAGUACAUCAUCUCUGGACACGAGGAUGGAUCAAUCACACAGUGGGAUGCGAAGACUGGAGAACUUUUGACUAGCAACUACGACGUGCAUGAACCGGAUAUGCAGAUCACCGAUCUCCAGUGGGCACCAGACCGAACAUACUUCAUCACGGCCUCCAAAGACAAGACUGCAAAGCUCGUUGACGUUGAAGAGCUCACAGUCCUCAAGUCUUACGCUACCGACACACCCCUCAACAGUGCCGCCAUCACCCCCGUAAAAGACUACGUUAUCCUUGGCGGUGGACAAGCUGCCAUGGACGUCACCACCACCUCUGCGCGCCAGGGUAAAUUCGAAGCGCGCUUCUACCACAAGAUCUUCGCAGAGGAAAUCGGCCGUGUACGUGGUCAUUUCGGGCCGCUGAACUACGUUGCUGUGCACCCGCAAGGUACCAGCUACUGCAGUGGUGGAGAGGACGGAUACGUAAGAGUGCAUCAUUUCGACAAGCCCUACUUUGACUUCUUGUACGAGGUAGAGCGGGAGGCGGCGCAGGCGAACUUGUAAUGCAUAGGGUUGAUGGUUGUCUAGAAUGAUCGGGCAUGCAUGCAAUGGCGUUCCGGCAGGCUGGUCUGGCUCUCCAAAAGUUUUUGAAGGAGCAAAGAUCAGAUAGAGAGACUACGAGCUAUGUUCCUCCAUAUAUUGAGAGAAUUGAAAACGUCAAACUUCCACCAC